AUGAGGACUCUUCUGUUUCUCGCGGUGGCGCUGCUGGCUGCUUCACUGCCUUGCCACGCCUUCCGCUCAUCUCGAAUGUUACAGGAGGACCAGAACAGGCUCUUUCCCAAACUUCCCGGACUUUCUGCAAAGAUCGUCGUUCCAACCACGGUGAGGGCGAAGCACGAAGAGGCGGCAACGGCUGAGAUCACCGCGACGGGAGGCGCUUCCAACGCGCCUGCCGACGCAACAACAGUGACUCCCAACCCCCUCACCGACAACGUCGCUACCACUGACCCGGAAACCACGCUCGCAGACCACAACGUGGACACCUCCACGAAGGACAUGCCUUCGAACUCGAAGGACUCAAGUCCGCGCGUACCCGAGCAGGCCGCCGCGAGCUCUUCCUCCAGUCCCCCAGUACCGUCUGGCGGGUGCGAUUUCUACUUCACGGGAUUCCAGGACUCUACACCGACGUUCAAACUGCCAGAGAACGGCGGUGACGUGGUGAUCAGCCCGCCGAUUGAAGCGUCGGUGAAGGGGAGCGUUGUGAACGUGAUUGCGCUCAACUCGCAGACGGCGAAGUACUCCGGUGGCAGUUCUCUACCCGACGACAACCAGUUCUACGUUGUUCAGGAUGUGGUGCAAGUGCGGACGAUCCAACCGCAGGACAAGGGCAAGUACAACGGUCUUACGGUCACGAUCCCCAUCACCAACGCGGAGAUCGAGGUGUACAACCAGGUCUUCAACCUCAACCCCGGCGAUGGCUCCUCUUCCUUCCCCGAGGAUCGCCGUUGCGUCGUCUUCCAGACGUCUUAA
Molecule: messenger RNA, 798 nt
Organism: Closterium sp. Yama58-4
Lineage: Eukaryota; Viridiplantae; Streptophyta; Zygnematophyceae; Desmidiales; Closteriaceae
Source: the annotation of a GenBank genome assembly